AUGUGCAAAUUCUCCUCAGGUUGUGGUACUUCUGAUUCAAAGUCAUGCCGUAAAUGUGGUGCCAAAUUGUGCAAGGGUUGCUCACGUUCAUUGAUAACUGGUGCUGCUCCACCAAGCGGUAAUUCUGCUCAAUGUCCACAAUAUAAAAUAACAUUUAAAAGAUAUAAAUUUUUUAAAGUUAUAGUUAUGAUAAUGAUGGGAAGUAGAUUGAAUAGAGUACUUUGUUAUGAGAUUGAUAGAUUGAGACCUACUCAAUGCGCUGCUGGUAUGAAGCAUGUACAACGCAAAGUAAAUGAACUAAAGACAUUGAAAGAAGAGAAAGGUGCUGAUAAAGUAAUUGAGUUUCUCUAUGGUCAUCCUGCACCCGUAAUCUUAAAACAAAACGAUAUAUAUUUAAUUGAUAAUCAUCAUCUAUGUCGUGCAUUAUAUGAAUUAAAAGGAGAAUUCUUUGAAGAUUUAGAUUUCAGUAAAUACGAUAAGGAUUUCGAUGGAAAGGUGUCAGGCGAUCCAAAGUGUUUUGUAAAGGUGGUUUCCGACUUGACAGACAAACAGACAAUGCAAGAGUUUUGGGAGAAGAUGGAGGAAGAACGUUGGGUGCAUCCCUACGAUCACAAUGGAAACGGACCGCUGCCACACCACGAGAUUCCAAGUCACAUCAAAGAUUUGAAAGACGACAUCUGGAGAAGUGUUGCAGCACUUGUAAAGAUUCAAGGUGGAUUCAAAAAGUCGAUGGUUCCCUACGCAGAAUUCCGUUGGGCAAACUUCUUUAGAGGUGAACUCCAAUCGGAUUGCGACCUUCCAUUCGAAGAGCUAGUUGACAAAUCAAUGAAACUAUCUAAAAGUUCUAAAGCCAAAGAAUUACCUGGAUUCACUGGAUUAUAA
This is a messenger RNA of Heterostelium album PN500, 882 nucleotides long. RefSeq lists its product as uncharacterized. The transcript is spliced from 5 exons. The record is from RefSeq and is a predicted model, not a curated record. Bases 1 to 882 code for a protein of 293 amino acids. Lineage: Eukaryota; Evosea; Eumycetozoa; Acytosteliales; Acytosteliaceae.